GUGAAAUGCGAUCAGUCACGAGGAAACCGAAGGCUGUGAGGUGUGUAGUCGAGCGGUACGUGCUGCUGGCUAUGCGUUGUCGCUGCGUUGGUUAAUUGAAAACUGAGAUGGUGUCGUGUUUAUACGCUGAAUGUUUCCUACUUGCAGUUUUCUUUCCUCUGUUGCAAGUAGGCGCUAAGAACAAAGGUGGGCUUUAUUCGUUUGAUGUAAGAGAUAUUCAUAACCAAGUGACUUCGCUUGAACAAUAUAGAGGAAAGAUAUCGCUUGUUGUUAACGUCGCAAGUGAAUGCGGUUACACAGACGAACAUUAUCGACAUUUGACAGAAAUAUAUAACGAGCUGACCAUCGAGAAGAACGAACCGUUUACGGUACUUGCCUUUCCAUGCAACCAAUUUGGAAAUCAAGAACCAGAUAACAAUGAGGAAAUAUUGAAAUUUGCGCAGACGAACUAUGCAGCGACGUUUCCCAUAUUUGGCAAAACAAAUGUGGCCGGACGCAAUCCUGAUCCAAUUUAUGGGUAUAUAAAAGAUAGCUUUCAUUCCGAACCAACUUGGAAUUUUUGGAAAUAUCUCAUUGAUGAAAAAGGCGCCGUUAUCAAUGGAUGGGGUCCCAGAGUGACCGUUAAAGAUAUAAAAGAAAAUAUAGUUGGGGCGAUAAAGAAACUGAAGACGAAGAGUCACGGGGAAUUAUGAUAUAUAUAUAAAGUUGAGGCAUAUACCGUUUCACUUGUCUGCAGUACCACACCCCUUUUCCGUGUGUUAGGGGAAGAAGCUAUCGGAAUGGAGCUUUUUUUUGCUUGUUCAGUAGCAAUUUUGUUUUGAGUUUUUGUUAAUGUUUUCGUAAAAUUUAGAAACCACUUUAUACUUUAUUGUCCGUAUACAACAUCAGGGGAAAUUGA
Molecule: messenger RNA, 898 nt
Organism: Styela clava
Lineage: Eukaryota; Metazoa; Chordata; Ascidiacea; Stolidobranchia; Styelidae
Product: glutathione peroxidase 7-like
Biological process (GO): response to oxidative stress
Molecular function (GO): peroxidase activity
Source: RefSeq, a predicted model, not a curated record